Messenger RNA from Saitoella complicata NRRL Y-17804, 869 nucleotides. Its product is annotated as Bromodomain-containing protein. The coding region runs from base 63 to 740 and encodes 225 amino acids. The transcript has a single exon. Gene Ontology annotation, molecular function: protein binding. Lineage: Eukaryota; Fungi; Ascomycota; Saitoellomycetes; Saitoellales; Saitoellaceae. The record is from RefSeq and is a predicted model, not a curated record.
CACUUAUCACCAUCAUCGGAAAAGUGAAUGAGAGGGAGGGGAUCAAGUUGGAGUGUACGGAGAUGGGGCGGGAGUUUAUGCAGCUUGCAUAUUUCCCUACUGUGCCGCUUGUAGUGUCGGUGAUUGAUCGGGCUGAGACGCUUGAUCGGGAGGAUAUGUUUGGGAAUUUGGUUGAUGAGGGUGAUGCACCGGAUUAUUAUACCGUUGUGAAGGAACCGAUCGCCACGAGCAUGGUCCGUGAGCGUCUUUUGAAGGGCCAAUACCUCACUGUCUCGGACUUUGAGGAAGCUCUCAAUAAGGUGUAUGACAAUGCUAUGUUGUACAACGCCAAGAAGACAACAUACUACGCAACUGCUCAGCGAAUAAAGCGGACAGUGAAGCCAUUGAUUGCAGAGGCGAAACAAAAAGAAGCUUGUUUGGACCUCCAACCCGAAACUGGCAUGGUUCCGGACUUGAGCAAGUUUGCUCCAGUGGGUAUGUCCAUUGCGGAAGAAGAACAGUGGCCUGGGGACAUGUUCAGGGAGAUGUCGCCGCUUUCUGAGAUGGAUGAGGAGGAUAUAACUAAAUUGGAUAUUGAUAUCAAGGAGUUCGAGGAGGCGGAGAGGAAAUGGGAGGAACAGAAGGAGCUUCUCGCGUUGAGUCCGAACAGUCGGAGAAAGCGGAAGGCUGAUGAUAUGGGGGCUAGACAGCCGAGCGAUUACGCCCCUGAGCGGUCAACGAGGCGGGUCAGGAGAAGGUAAGGGUUUUUGGAUCAUGUUGGGAUAUAACGGGGGAAUCAAGAACGGAUUUAGUUAUCAGGAUAGCAUUUGAAUACUUACUCUAUGGCGGCGUACACGUGCGGACUAAUUUACUAAACAACUCUACCCAAC